AUGGGAAAAGUAAUCCUGCUACUGUCUAUUGUCCUGUGUGUGACUGCGUAUACGAUCGCAUUGCCAAGAUUGGAAAUGGAAGAGCCUAAGUAUGAACUAAUAAGGGAAAAUGAAGCCUUAAGCUGCAAAGAAGACUCUGAUUGCCCACAGCCUAAAUGUUUCCAGCGCUGCUCCUACUUUGCAUGUGAAAAUAGCAUAUGUGUUUUAAAGCCCCCAAAGAAGGAGGCUUGUGUAGUUGGAGGGUGCUCUGGAGAGCUUUGUGUCAGUGAAAUUGAGGAUACAGUUUCUAACUGCUUGUGGAAAGAGCAUUAUAGAUGCUAUGCAGAAUAUGGAAACUGCAUUGAAGAAAAUGGGACCUGCAAAUGGGAAGAAACAUAAAUAAAAUGGCAUUCGGUUCGAGAGAAAUUGGCUCUGCCAAUUUUCUCUCCCUCAUGGAAUUUUAUUUAUGGGGUUGGGUUUUUUCUCUCGAGAACUUCUGCACAGCAAUAGUCGUUUAACUUUGGGGAUAACCAAAGGCACGACUCCUCAGUGCACUCAAGAUUUCGGAGUUUUACCUCUCAGCACGUCCCCACGGGAGGAUGACCCUUAGGCGGAACACGCGCAGGAGCUGAGUCUGGACGAGCGACGGCAACGCGCCGGGUGAGAUGUGCGGCGAUUUAUCUGGCGACUAGCCUCAUAGAAGGCUUGGGUGUGGGCUGACCACAUAUUCCAAGAUGGCUUGGUGACAUCACUAGUUGUCGCUUUGACCCUUUUUCAUUAAGGGGUGUGGGCACUAGACACCUUAAAAACUAUGUAACUAACUAACUAACAAAUGGGAAGAAACAAGAGAACUUCAGAAAUGUAUUGAAGAUGAAAGCUAA
Molecule: messenger RNA, 860 nt
Organism: Blepharisma stoltei
Lineage: Eukaryota; Ciliophora; Heterotrichea; Heterotrichida; Blepharismidae
Source: the annotation of a GenBank genome assembly